UUCGAAGUUAGAGAUGAAAGAUGAUGUUAUUCGUACUCGUAACACUUGCUGCUUGUAAAUAGUAAAGAUGGCUUCUGCUUUAGAAAAUUUAGAAACACAAUUGGAACUUUUUAUUGAAAAUGUUAGACAAAUUCGAAUAAUAGUUAGUGAUUUUCAACCGCAAGGUCAAAAUGUACUCAAUCAAAAGAUUCAAGGUUUAGUGAAUGGAUUACAAGAAAUAGAUAAACUCAAAUCACAAGUUCAAGAUGUUCAUGUACCUUUGGAAGUAUUUGAUUACAUUGACCAAGGUAGAAAUCCACAAUUAUAUACUAAAGAUUGUAUAGAAAAGGCAUUGACAAAGAAUGAACAAGUUAAAGGAAAGAUAGAUGCAUACAGGAAAUUUAAAGCUAAUAUGUUGGUGGAAUUAAAUCGAGUAUUUCCAAAUGAAUUAGCUAAAUAUAGAGCAGUACGUGGAGAUGAAUGAAAAAUCAAUCAAUCGUUAAAGGCUGAUGUGUAUCAUACAUGUUUAUCAGAAAUUUAAUUAUCAAAUCUUUUUUUCUUCUUCUUCUUCUUCUUCUUCUUCUUGCUUUCUGAAAUGAACCGUUAUUAUUUUGUAUAUAUUAGACAUAAAUGU
Vespa velutina is the source of this 613-nucleotide messenger RNA. It is a transcript of the gene MED10, whose product is annotated as mediator of RNA polymerase II transcription subunit 10. The record is from RefSeq and is a predicted model, not a curated record. NCBI's taxonomy places the organism in Eukaryota, Metazoa, Arthropoda, Insecta, Hymenoptera, Vespidae. Gene Ontology annotation, molecular function: transcription coregulator activity. Gene Ontology annotation, cellular component: mediator complex; chromatin. The transcript has 3 exons. Bases 68 to 463 code for a protein of 131 amino acids. Gene Ontology annotation, biological process: positive regulation of transcription by RNA polymerase II.